Molecule: messenger RNA, 4737 nt
Organism: Pteropus alecto (black flying fox)
Lineage: Eukaryota; Metazoa; Chordata; Mammalia; Chiroptera; Pteropodidae
Gene: CUNH1orf116
Product: chromosome unknown C1orf116 homolog
Exons: 5
Coding region: 1206-3470 (754 amino acids)
Source: RefSeq, a predicted model, not a curated record
GGUGUAACUUUUUGGUGAUGCAAAAAAAAAAAAAAUCCUAGAGUUUAACCCUUUCCUACCUGAAUCCCAGCUGGAUCUCGUUUGAGCCAUAGUUUGGAACGUAAGCUUUAUAAGGUGUUUUGCUAGAGUACGCUACCACAGUACUUGAGCUGAUUGAUUACCUUAGGGUGUUUGCAUAUCCUUCCCAUAGGUCAGACACUGUAAUCUAAGAAAACAACCAUUCUCACCGCUAAACCACCAGCUUCCCGAGACCCAACCACAUACCCAGUGGACUUCUAACCACCUUCUUUAUUCUCCCUCCUCCCUCCCACACUAUGCCAUCUGUUAUGAUCAUCUUGAAGAACCAAAGAGGAAACGGCUCCAGCAGGAAAAUGGGUUAUAAAAGGUGUGAAAAUAUUCAAAGUUUCCAUAUAACUUAUGGAAGAGGUAGAGGCUUUUACAGUGGAGGUGAGUUUGCACAUUUCAGGUGAACUUUUUGUAGUUACCCCCACGACUGUUUGAUGCUUGAUUCUGUCAAUAAACCCCUCUACGCUGGUUAGGGUUUGCUGAUGAACCAGAAUUGAAAAAAAAACAAACAAAUAAUGAGUAUUAAUUUUUUGGAACCACUUCUUGGUUCUAUGGAUACGGGUUUGAAAAUGUCACAUAAUCUAGCAUUAUCAUGUUGCUGUGAAGUUCAAUGGUUAUGUGUCUUUUACACCCACCCUCUCUUUCGAUUACACUGACUACUGGUUAUACUGAAGGCAAGAAUGAAAUCAUCUUCAUAUCUGUAUACUCAGAGCCUGAAUUGGAAUGUGAAUGACACAGAUUAGUCCUCUUCAUUCCUUCUCCUUAUACACUGCCACCCACUGAAUGUAGCAAUUGCCCAAGGCCCAGAUGCUGACCUCAUACUGCGCUUUCUGAUGUGGCAAAUUAACGUUUUCAAGUUACAGUCUCCUGGAGGUGGAAUGGCCAGUUGUCCCUUAACCUCAGUGAGUCAAUGUUUGCUACAGCCAUGAAUCUAGUCACAAGUAUCUGGUUGUUUUUAACAGGUCCUUUGACUCACUGACCAUUCUUGGCAUUCGUUUGCAUUCUGAACGAUGAUUCUGUUUCUUCCGGUGUAAUUUGGUAGCCCCAAUUUACUAACUUAAGACCUCAGUAAGUGCAAGAUUACAUUCCAAUGUACUGGAUUCAGGAACUUCUUACCCGCCCUCUUUCCUUGAGCAUAUAUGCUCCCGACGCGGAAGGUACUUCAUUCGCUCUACAGGAGUUGUCCAGCCGGACUCGGGUGCGGGAACUCCAGGGCCAAAUUGCCACCAUCACCGGGAUCGCCCCCAGCUAUCAGCGAAUUCUCGUCGGGUACCCGCCGGAAUGCCUGGAUCUCAGCAAUGGGGAUACCCUUCUGGGAGAUUUGCCCAUCCAGUCAGGCCCAGCUUGGGACAUUCUUCGCUUCCCUUCGCUUCCCCUCUGGGAGCCCCUUUCACCGUCUCUGCACCUUGCUUCUGGCAAUGCCCGAGAGGGAGCUGUGGCCAGCUGGGCCGGGCUCGGAACCUGUGACCCGCGUCAGCAGCUGUGACAGCAUGAUGAGCACCACCUCCACGCGCUCUGGAUCUAGUGACAGCAGCUACGACUUCCUGUCCGCCGAAGAGAAGGAGUGUCUGCUCUUCCUGGAGGAGACCAUUGGCUCGCUGGACACUGAGGCUGACAGCGGACUGUCCACUGACGAGUCUGAGAAAGCCACAACUCCCCAAAGUCCCCGAGAACUGCCCAUAACCCAGCCUGCUCCCCAGGGACAUCCAGAGGAGAAAAUCCUUCUUCAGCCAAGCCUGGGGCCAAGGAGAGUGACUCAGUCCAGUUCACGCCAUCUGCCUGAACCCCAAGGCCUAGGCCUCAGGUCUGGCUCCUACAGCCUUCCCAGAAAUAUCCAUAUCAGCAAGAACCAGAACCUCUUGAUUGAAAAACACAACCCAGGAAAAACCAGGAAAAACACAACCCAGACUAACAGCCACCUCCCAGCGAAACCUGAGGGUUUCAUCCCAGACCCUGAGAAAGGACAGGUCAGUCAGAGCAGCGAGGCCAACCAGGCUCCUGCUGGACCGUGGGAGCCCUUGCUUUGGACACAGCACUCAACCCCCGACCAGAGGCUUUCGGAGUCACCCAGCCAGAGCAGUGUGGGGAAGACGGCCUCUGUGAGGGGCCAGGGGAGCAGAGCACUUGAUUUGGACACAGCACUCAUCCCCCCGCCAGAAGCUUUCCGGGACGCCCAGCCAGAGCAGUGUGGGGAAGACGGCCUGCCUGAAGGCCCAGGGGAACAGAGCCCCACGCCCCUGCUCCACACAUUACUCAGCUCUCAGAAGAGAAAAGAAACUUCUUCAGAGCUCAUGUCCCAAAAACCUAGUGAGAGAGGCUCAGUGGGAGCACCAGGACAAUCUCGGCCUCCCCCUGCCAUGUCUUCUCAGAAUUCUAGAGCUGCAGAUGCUCCCAUCCCAUCAGGUGGGAAUCCAAAUGCCCAUCUGGCUCCCCUCACAGCGCCUAAGCCCCGGAAGCUGCCACCUAAUAUUGUUCUGAAGAGCAGCCGAAGCAGUUUCCACAGUAAUCCCCAGAACUGGCUGUCACGCCACUCUGAGGCUGCCCCUGGAGAUUCGGGUCUGGUCCCCUCUUCACUGCAGGAGCAGAGGAAAGCACGCAAAGAAGCACUAGAGAAGCUGGGGCUACCCCAGGACCAAGAUGAGCCCAGCCCUCAGUUAAGUAAGCCCACCAGCUCCAUCAGACUCAAGGGGACUCACGCUCAGGCCCCCGCCCCGGCUCCAGCUCAGCCUGCAUUUCCAACUCAAGUGUCAGCAGCUGUGCCUGUGGCAGAGAAGGCUUCGGCUCCUGUUCCGACCCAGGGACCUUCUCCAGUGAAAGCUCCAGCUCCAGAGCCAGCUCUAGCUCAGGGGCCUUUUCCAGGCAAGGUUUUGGUUCCUGCCCAGGAACCCACUCCAGGGAAGGUUCCAGCUGCCAAAUCCAUGCCAAUUUCCAUCCCUAAGGCCCCAGGGGUAAGUAGUCCCCUGAGUCAGCCAAAGCCAAACUCAGGGCUAACUCUCCAGGAGAGCAAUAUCCCCGGCCUGAGACAGAUGAACUUUAAGUCCAACACUCUGGAGCGUUCAGGUGUGGGGCUGAGCAGCUACCUCUCAGCUGAGAAAGAGCCCAGCCCCCAAACUAGCACCUCUCUGGGAAAAGGCUCCUUCUUGAACAAGAUCUCACCCAACGUUCUGCGUAAUUCCCGGCCCCGCCCUGCCUCCCUGGGCACAGGGAAGGACUUUGCAGGUAUUCAGGUGGGCAAAUUGGCUGACCUGGAGCAGGAGCAGAGCUCCAAGCACUUGUCCUACCAAGGACAGAGCCGUGACAAGCUGCCUCGACCCCCCUGUGUCAGUGUCAAGAUCUCCCCCAAAGGCAUCCCUGAUGAACACAGAAGGGAGGCUUUGAGGAAGCUGGGGCUGCUGAAGGAGUAGAGGCAGCACGGCCUGCACAGCCCCCUGCUCGUCCUACAAGAAGAGACUCGGGGCUCCACAUAGGAGCCUUUGCCACCUCACAACUCAGGGGUGGGCGGGGGGAGGCUUCUCUCUGAUGUUCUCUUCUCUCUGAGGUGAAAGGGAAGGAGGGAUUAGGUGCAAACAUAAGUAUAUUUAGGGUGGUUGUACCAAUGAGUACCUGCACAAAUCAUCCUGAAGAUGUUUGACACAAGAGGGUGUGUGUGUGUGUGUGUGUGUAUGCAUGUAUGUGCGUGUAUUAUAGGCUGUAUAUAUCGCUGAAGCUAUUUAUAUGACACGUGGAGUCAUUGCUCAGAAUUCUGCUCGUGUUGGAGAUUUUCAUACAUUGGGUAGAGUCCAGCCUAGCCAGCCUGAGUGGAGAGGAGUGUCUAAGCCUAAGAAAAGAAAGUCAGGUGAGACAAUGGAUUAUCAGUGACAUUAGGCAAAUGCAGCGUCACAUGAAAUGUGAGUCUCUCUGAAUCCCUGCAAUGAGUGGAGACGGGCUCAGACCUUGCUGGAUCCCUCUCUCAAUUCCGGCCUUCUGGACAGGGACCUGGGGUCAAGAGGAGUUGAUUUUUUUUAUCUCUUCACCUGCUGCCUUCUCACUGUCCCCCAUUCCAAAGAAAGACAGGACGUUCUCGUAACUAAAAACUCUUGGUCGACUGAGAGCAGCAGGGGUCUUGUUGAUCUGAGAAAGCAGGACAAAUGACCCCACAACACCCCUUCCCAAUAAUAAACUCUGUGGUGGUCCCUGAUUCUGUUGUUCCUGUUCUUUCUGCUCCCUGUCUCAGUCUGCACGUGAGUGACCCCAGGGCUGGGCCAACAUUGAGAUGGGAGCCUGAGCCCAGAGGCUUUGUAAGAACUGUUUCAGGCCUCAUCCACACUAUUGCAAAUAGUUUUUAACUUCCUCAGUGCUUGUGGAAAAUCAUCCCAAUACAUUCUUUGCUAGUUAUUCAUAGACUAUCAGGGAUGGGGGUGGGGGCCUUAGAGAUGCUCUAGUCCAACCUUGUUGGGGAAGGGAAGUGACUCAUCCAUGGUCGCUGCUGCUUGGUAACAGAGCUGGGACCAGAGCUGGGCUCCUGAUUCUCAUUUCAGGCGACACACUGCCUCCCCUCAAGCAGCACUUGUGUAUAUCCACGCAGCACCCCAAGGAUCAAUAAUCACUUUUCAGGGCUCAACCCUCAGGCCCUUCAAGAUCCCGAAGUGUUUUCUAAACUAUCAAAGAUUAAAUGCUUUCAUGUCAUCUUCA